AUGCUCGCCCACCUAAAAGCCCUCCGCACGACGCACUCCACGCCGCUCUCCUUCCCCGACGCGCUCACCUACCACCAGGACAAAUCCACAUUCAUCUCCUCCCAUCCCGCCUACCCCUCUCGCUCGCUUCACACCCUUCGUCGGGAUGAAUUCUCACGCCUGGACACCUCUUCCGCGGUCUACCUCGACUACACAGGUUCCGCCCUACCUCCAUCCUCGCUUCUCACAACGCACCUCCAUCAUUUGCGUUCCAGUGUCCUCGGCAACCCACACAGCACCUCUCCCGCCGCACUCCUGUCCUCGGCCUCGGCAGACGAAGCGCGUGCGGCGGUGCUGGAGUUCUUCCACGCCGAUCCGACGGUGUACGACGUGGUGUGGACGGCCAACGCCAGCGCGGGGGUGAAGAUUGUUGGUGAGACGUACAAUUGGUCGGGUCGGCGGGUGGUGCUGCCUCGAGACGCGCAUAAUUCCAUCAACAGUCUGGCGCGGCGUGCGGAGGCCCAUGGGGGGUCUUUCGAGUUCGUUGAUUACGACGGUGACUCCAUCCCACGUGGCGCGUACAUCGAGACGCUGACAAAGGGCGAGGAUAAAGGGAUGGUCUUCUUCACCGGACAAAGCAACAUCACUGGCGCGAAACUCGAUCUGACCCUGCUGCAGCAAGCAAAGUCGCUCGGAUGGGACGUAGGUCUCGACGCCGCCGCUCUAGCCCCUUCCACCCGCAUCAGCCUCCGCGACCACAGGGUGGAUUUCAUGGUCGUUUCGCUCUACAAGAUCUGUGGCUACCCCACUGGGCUUGGCGCGCUGAUUCUCAGAAAGGACGCUUACGCCAAGUUGACCCGCAAAGAAACGUUUUUCGGCGGCAACAUUGUCGGCAUCACCAUGGAUCGGAUGGAAUUCUCGCUCGUGGAUGGACCGGAGAGGUUCGAGGAUGGAACCUGCAAUUUUGCCUCUCUUUCGGCGGUGAAGCCUGGACUGGAGUUUGCGGCCAAGUGGAUGGGACCUGUUGUGCAACGAAAUCAGCUGCUCAUGCAAUGGCUAGUAGCUCAGCUGGAGAGUAUCUACUAUCCUCCUUCAUCAACGCGCGAGCACGAAAGGGAGGGGGAGAAACGUCUCUCAUCAUCGACAGCCUCGACCGCGGCCCCGCCGGUGAAGCUCGUCCGUCUCCCCAACCCCUCUUCGGGAGAAAAAGGAAUGACGCUACCCCUCGUCCUCUCCAGCCGCGAGAACCACGCCUUGAACUACCGCUUCGUCAUCUGGGCUGCGGCGCAGGAAAACAUCUCGCUCCGCGGCGGACCGUGCAUGUGCAACCCCGGCGCGUCCUCCUCCGUCAUGCAAAGAGGGAUCAUUACCGAUCUGGCCGCGUCGACGUUGUUAGCAGAGGCGGACGUGGGCAUUGUCAGGGUCAGCCUGGGGAUCGCAACGAACUUCAAAGACGUUUGGCGCCUGGUCAGGUUCGUGAGAAGGUUGACGGAUGAUGUAUGGGUCGACGGGAUGUGGAAGGUGUACGCGAGGGCGGAUCCGGGGGCGAGAUUGAGUAACGAUGUUGACGAGCUUCAUGCGUUGGCGACGAGGAAGAGAUGA
Molecule: messenger RNA, 1581 nt
Organism: Kalmanozyma brasiliensis GHG001
Lineage: Eukaryota; Fungi; Basidiomycota; Ustilaginomycetes; Ustilaginales
Product: Aminotransferase, class V/Cysteine desulfurase
Exons: 1
Coding region: 1-1581 (526 amino acids)
Biological process (GO): molybdopterin cofactor metabolic process
Molecular function (GO): molybdenum cofactor sulfurtransferase activity
Source: RefSeq, a predicted model, not a curated record